Eubalaena glacialis (North Atlantic right whale) is the source of this 814-nucleotide messenger RNA. It is a transcript of the gene TSPAN2, whose product is annotated as tetraspanin 2. The record is from RefSeq and is a predicted model, not a curated record. Lineage: Eukaryota; Metazoa; Chordata; Mammalia; Artiodactyla; Balaenidae. The coding region runs from base 72 to 737 and encodes 221 amino acids. Gene Ontology annotation, cellular component: membrane. The transcript has 8 exons.
GGCGCUCCCGGCGCUCCCGGACCUCCGAGCCCGGGCCUGGGUACUCGGGAUCCCGCCGCCGGGGCCGCAGCAUGGGGCGCUUCGGCGGGGGCCUGCGGUGCAUCAAGUACCUGCUGCUCGGCUUCAACCUGCUCUUCUGGCUGGCAGGGUCGGCUGUCAUUGCUUUUGGACUGUGGUUUCGGUUUGGAGGCACCAUGAAGGAUUUCUCAUCGGAGGACAGUUCCCCAGAGUACUUCUACAUGGGGCUCUAUGUGCUGGUUGGAGCAGGGGCCCUGAUGAUGGCCGUGGGCUUCUUCGGGUGCUGUGGAGCCACGCGGGAGUCCCAGUGUGUCCUCGGAUCUUUUUUUACCUGCCUAUUGGUGAUAUUUGCUGCUGAAAUAACCACUGGAGUAUUUGCUUUUAUAGGCAAGGAUGUAGCUAUACGACAUGUUCAGACCAUGUAUGAAGAAGCUUAUAAUGAUUACCUUAGAGACAGGGAAAAGGGAAAUGGGACUCUCAUCACCUUCCACUCAACAUUUCAGUGCUGUGGAAAAGAAAGCUCUGAACAGGUCCAACCCACCUGCCCAAAGGAGCUCCUAGGACACAAGAAUUGCAUUGAUGAAAUUGAGAGCAUAAUCAGUGUUAAGCUCCAGCUCAUCGGAAUUGUCGGUAUUGGAAUCGCAGGUCUCACGAUCUUUGGCAUGAUAUUCAGCAUGGUCCUUUGCUGUGCGAUACGAAAUUCACGAGAUGUCAUAUGAAGCUACUUCUACAUGAAAAUUGUAAUCUAGAGCAUACAAAUGUCACAGGAGCUGUCUCCUGGCUCAUUUUUAAUAUU